Elaeis guineensis (African oil palm) is the source of this 1253-nucleotide messenger RNA. RefSeq names its product glucan endo-1,3-beta-glucosidase. NCBI's taxonomy places the organism in Eukaryota, Viridiplantae, Streptophyta, Magnoliopsida, Arecales, Arecaceae. Gene Ontology annotation, biological process: carbohydrate metabolic process. The record is from RefSeq and is a predicted model, not a curated record. Gene Ontology annotation, molecular function: hydrolase activity, hydrolyzing O-glycosyl compounds.
AGUGUACAUGCCACAUCCAAGGUAUUCCAGAGAUAGAUCUCAGUUAGGGCAUUAAACAUGGCAAGCCAGAGUUCAUUUUCCAUGGCUGCCAUUGCACUACUCCUUGGAGUCCUCGCGGCAUUCCCAACAAUUGCGCAAUCAAUUGGUGUCUGUUAUGGAAGGCUUGGAAACAAUCUACCCCAACCUAGUGAUGUGGUGGCUCUCUACAAAUCUAACAACAUCGGACAAAUGAGGAUCUAUGAUCCAUACUCACCAACUCUCCAAGCCCUCGAAGGAUCCAACAUUCAACUAAUUGUAGACGUCCCUAAUACCGAUCUCCAAAAUCUAGCCUCCGAUGCUUCAGCAGCUAAUGAUUGGGUCCAAAACAACAUAAAAGCUUAUUCAGGUGUUUCAUUUCGAUAUAUUGCAGUGGGCAAUGAAGUUAUUCCUGGAAAUUCAGCUCAAUAUGUGCUCCCUGCCAUGAGAAACAUCUAUUCAGCUCUUUCCUCAGCCGGUCUACAAAACCAAAUCAAAGUCUCAACUGCAGUCGCCACUUCAGUCCUUGGGGUAUCAUAUCCUCCCUCACAUGGGGCAUUCUCUUCUGAUGCACUGACAUACUUGAGUCCAAUAGUUCAAUUUUUGGCCAGCAAUGGAGCUCCACUCCUAGUAAAUGUGUACCCCUACUUCAGUUAUGUGGAUAACCAAGGCUCAAUCAACAUCAAUUAUGCUUUGUUCACUUCCUCAGGAACUGUUGUAACAGACGGGCAAUAUAAUUACCAGAAUCUCUUCGAUGCUAUAGUUGAUGCAGUUUAUGCAGCAUUAGAGAAGGUGGGAGGGUCUAGUGUGGUGAUCGUAGUGUCGGAGAGUGGUUGGCCGUCAGCUGGUGGAACUGCAGCAAGCAUCAACAAUGCACAGACAUACAAUCAGAAUUUGAUUAAUCAUGUUGGCCAAGGGACUCCAAGGAGAUCUGGAAAGGCUUUAGAGACUUAUAUAUUUUCUAUGUUCAAUGAGAACCAAAAGCCAGCAGGGAUAGAGCAAAAUUGGGGGCUGUUCUACCCGAAUGAGCAGCCUGUCUACUCAAUAAACUUUAGUUAAAUCAUAAGAGAGGAUUACAACAAUAGUAGUUAUAAAUAAAAAAUAUCAUCUGGAAUAAGCCAUUAGAGGAAUGGAUAAUUUCCUGUUUGCUUGAAUAAAGGUUUGAUAAAUAAGAUUUCCUCAUGUAACCUGAUGGUGGAAAUGAUAUUGCCAAAGAUAAUUAUUCUACUCCCUUUAAA